UUAUAGAGUGGCAGUCUCUGGUAUCAAGGUGACAGAGUGAACAAGAUAGGGUGAGCAUCGGAGCAUCCACAUUCACUUCCUUGCAAAUGUGGCGAAAUCUUGAGGGUGAGCAUGGGGUGAUUAAUUCCCGUGCUCGUUGAGGAGAAGGGAUAAUACAACAGAGGACUGAAAUUGAAAACCCAAACAGUACAGACCCCAUUUUAUUGUAUGAUCAGGGAAUCGUUAUGGGAAAUACUAGGGUUGAAGGUGCCAAUGAGGCUUGUAAUGGAUGUGUAACGUCUCAAAGCCAGAAUGUAUUGGAAAAUGAAUCCGAGGAUAACCAUAGUAUUCUCUCAGAUCAAUCUAGCGAUCUUGUGGAAAUUGAACGCGAGAGAGUAAGGCAGGUUUUUCAGGAGUGGAUGAGCACAGGUGUAAAGGACCAUUCACAAUCAUUGAGUGUCUCACAUAAGAAAAACUGCUCGGGGGCACCGUGGUUAGGGGAAAAUGAACGAGAAAGGGUGAGAAUCAUAAGAGAGUGGGUGAAAAUCAACAUUCAUCAAAGUGGCGAGGGUUCUCCAAGAGAUGCAGGCGCUGCUGAUAUAGGUUCUCAAUUCGAACAAGUGCGUGAUGGAGUUAUGGUCAAUCAUUCUGAAAAUGGAGAGAGAAAACCCCUGCAUAUAUAUUGCGGCAGAAAAGCUCUUCUUGAUUUGCUGAUGAAGUUUCAAAUGGAAAGGAAAAGAGAAAUUCAGGGUUUAUUGGAAUGUCAGCCUGUAUCAAACUUCACAUACCGCAACCGGAUUCAGUCAUUGCUCAAGGGUAGAUUUCUGCGGAAUGAGAGCUUGAUGACCAGUGAUGAAAGAAUUACAUCAGACGCCGCAAGUGAAUUGGGAUUACUGAGACAAAGUCAUACUGUAUCUUAUUUAAGGAAAGAACUUUUAUCCAGAUUGGUUGAUAAUGCUCGUGGUUCUGCAAAAGAUAUGCAGUUAAAUGCCUCUUCUAAAGAUGAUCUGAAUCAUCAUCGAAGUGAACAGUCUCAAUCAAAUAACGAACAAGAGAUAAUUGAUGAGUCCUAUGAUCGCUCUGAACUUGAUAAUGAAGAGAGAGAGACCUAUGGAUUUCAUGUAGUAGGGAACUCAGAAAGCAUUACAUCUGAGCAUGUAAACCAGCAAAAAUCGGUUAAUCAAAUACCUGAACAUUCAGAUCAAAUCAAAGGAAAGGAGGAUAUUGAGCAAGAGACAUCAAAUUUUGAAUUUAUUUUCAGUGUAUCUGUAAGAGAGAAUACUGGCAUUAGGAACUUGACGGAGAAUGGUGCUACUGAAUGGUUGCAGGAAACUGCAGAUUUUGAAAGUGGUUCUCGAGGGCAUGUACGAGAAGACCAUGAAUCCUUUCAUGAUAAUGAUGCACCAAGAAGUGAGGCAAUUGAUCCUCAUGAAGUCUAUGGACAUUCUCAUGGCUCAAUAAGAAGUACUUUUGAGGAUUAUGAGUGGCAAGUUUUAUUAGCUCAGGCAGAAGAUCCACAGGACGUUGUCACAGAUUAUGAGGAAAGCAACUUGCGACAAACAGAAGUGCCAUAUGAACUAGUUAUUGAACAUGGCAAAAGUGCGCAAUUGUCUGCUUCUGAACACAAUGAAACAACAAAUGUUACCGCAGAAGACAUGAGUGGAAUUUGGAAGGAAGGUGCUGCAAACCAUUGGUACCCAGACAGUUCGGAAAAUGAUACUGAAGAACAAAUCUACGAACAAGAACAACAUGAGGACUGGCAGAGUAAUGAUUGGCUAGAUAUGCCUUCUGGUCAGAAUGCUGGAUCCAUGAGAAGGGUUGAUUCAUUAUAUGUGCCUGAUGAUGACAGUGUUUACAAUAUUGAACUUCGAGAACUUCUAAGAAGGAGGCGCGUCUCUAAUCUGCUUCAAAGUGGUUUCCGUGAGAGUCUAGACCAGCUAAUACAAUCUUACAUUGAAAGGCAAGGUCACGCUUCUGAAUGGUAUAUGGAUGGAACAUCAUCAUCCCCUGAUGAUACGGAAAACGAGCUGCUUCAAGAAUAUGCCAAUCAAGAUGGGCCUCAGAUAAAUAGUGAAUCUAACCCCUUUGCCAUGACUUCACUACAUGUGCCACCUUCUCAGCCACUUUGGAACCUGGAUCCAGAUGAUCAUAAUUUGCCUCUCCGAGAUCCGUGGCAGUGCAUAGGAACAGAUUGGGAAAUCAUACAUGAGUUGAAGAAUGACAUGUCUAGGCUUCAGCAGAGGAUGGACAAUAUGCAGAGGAUGUUGCUUAAGUGCAUGGAAAUGCAAGUUGAGCUGCAACGUAUGGUUUAUCAAGAUGUUUCUGCAGCCUUAAAUCGAUUUGCUUGUUCAACAGAUAUUGCUGCUGCAUUCAAGGACGGUCUGCUGAAUGAUGAAUCCAAAUGGGAUAAUGUGAGAAAAGGGAUUUGUUGUUUGUGUUGUAAUACCAGCAUAGAUGCCUUACUGUAUAGGUGUGGACACAUGUGUACAUGUUUAAAAUGUGCAGAAAAUUUGGUCCAGUGGAACGGAAAAUGUCCAAUGUGCCGGGCACCAGUAAUUGAGGUGAUCCGAACUUUUUCUAUACAGUAAUGUUGGUGCAUGUUUGGGCGUGUGCAGCACUGCUCAAAUUAGUUCACUAAACGAAAAUUGUCCAAAAAGUGUUCCCGGGCACCGUCAAUUAAGGUUUUUCUGUACAUAGCUGGUAGAAAACUAAACAAUACCUGUAAAGCAGAGGUAGAUAUAAUGAAAUAAGAGAACGUGCAUUCGUUGCUGCUUUAGUUUGUCUGGGUAAGUCGUCU
Molecule: messenger RNA, 2776 nt
Organism: Solanum dulcamara
Lineage: Eukaryota; Viridiplantae; Streptophyta; Magnoliopsida; Solanales; Solanaceae
Exons: 7
Coding region: 225-2567 (780 amino acids)
Source: RefSeq, a predicted model, not a curated record